Messenger RNA from Nymphaea colorata (pocket water lily), 1515 nucleotides. RefSeq lists its product as uncharacterized. The coding region runs from base 1 to 1515 and encodes 504 amino acids. The transcript is spliced from 8 exons. NCBI's taxonomy places the organism in Eukaryota, Viridiplantae, Streptophyta, Magnoliopsida, Nymphaeales, Nymphaeaceae. The record is from RefSeq and is a predicted model, not a curated record.
AUGAAUCGCAAGUUCCAGCUCCAGACUGCUGCUCUCACUGUCUUUGAAGUAGCCGUCAAGGCAAGUAGUGCAAUCAGCGAAAGCAAUAGAAGUACAGGCCUUGCAAUUUGUAGAGCAUCUCUCGCAGGUAUUACUGUCACUGUUUCUGAAGUAGCCAUCGGUGCAUGUAUCGCAAGUUCCAGCUCCAGAGUAUCCAGCAGCGCAACCAUUGCAGCUGCUGCUCUCACUGUCUUUGAAGUAGCCGUCAACACAAGUAGUACAAUCAGCGAAAGCACUAGAAGUACAGGCCUUGCAAUUUGUAGAACAUGCCUCGCAGGUGUUGCUUCCAGAGGGUCUGAAGUAGCCAUCGGUGCAUGUGUUGCAAGUUCCAGCUCCAGAGUAUCCAGUAGCGCAAGCCUCGCAGCUGCUGCUCUCACUGUCUUUGAAGUAGCCGUCAACACAAGUAGUACAAUCAGCGAAAGCACUAGAAGUACAGGCCUUGCAAUUUGUAGAACAUGCCUCGCAGGUGUUGCUUCCAGAGGGUCUGAAGUAGCCAUCGGUGCAUGUGUUGCAAGUUCCAGCUCCAGAGUAUCCAGUAGCGCAAGCCUCGCAGGUAUUGCUGUUACUGUUUCUGAAGUAGCCAUCGGUGCAUGUGUCGCAAGUUCCAGCUCCAGAGUAUCCAGUAGCGCAAGCCUCGCAGGUAUCUCCACUGAAUCCAGUUCUGCAGCUACCGCAGUGAGUUGCAUCGGUGCAGGUAUUGCUGUCACUGUUUCUGAAGUAGCCAUCGGUGCAUGUGUCGCAAGUUCCAGCUCCAGAGUAUCCAGUAGCGCAAGCCUCGCAGGUAUCUCCACUGAAUCCAGUUCUGCAGCUACCGCAGUGAGUUGCAUCGGUGCAGGUAUUGCUGUUACUGUUUCUGAAGUAGCCAUCGGUGCAUGUGUCGCAAGUUCCAGCUCCAGAGUAUCCAGUAGCGCAAGCCUCGCAGCUGCUAGUGCCUUUGAAGUAGCCAUCAAAGCAAGUAGUACAAUCACCGAAAGCACUAGAAGUACAGGCCUUGCAAUUUGUAGAACAUGCCUCGCAGGUGUUGCUUCCAGUGGGUUUGAAGUAGCCAUCGGUGCAUGUGUCGCAAGUUCCAGCUCCAGAGUAUCCAGUAGCGCAAGCCUCGCAGGUAGCUCCACUGAAUCCAGUUCGGCAGCUACCGCAGUGAGUUGCAUCGGUGCAGGUCAGGCAAUUUGUUGGGCAUUGCGUGCAGCUUGUAGUGCCUUUGAAGUAGCCGUCAACACAAGUAGUACAAUCAUCGAAGACACUAGAAGUACAGGCCUUGCAAUUUGUAGAACAUGCCUCGCAGGUGUUGCUUCCAGUGUUUCUGAAGUAGCCAUCGGUGCAUGUGUCGCAAGUUCCAGCUCCAGAGUAUCCAGUAGCGCAAGCCUCGCAGGUAGCUCCACUGAAUCCAGUUCGGCAGCUACCGCAGUGAGUUGCAUCGGUGCAGGUCAGGCAAUUUGUUGGGCAUUGCGUGCAGCUGUAGUGCCUUUGAAGUAG